Molecule: messenger RNA, 1331 nt
Organism: Fusarium verticillioides 7600
Lineage: Eukaryota; Fungi; Ascomycota; Sordariomycetes; Hypocreales; Nectriaceae
Product: 60S ribosomal protein L33-A
Exons: 5
Coding region: 240-569 (109 amino acids)
Biological process (GO): cytoplasmic translation; ribosomal large subunit biogenesis
Cellular component (GO): cytosolic large ribosomal subunit; ribosome
Molecular function (GO): structural constituent of ribosome
Source: RefSeq, a predicted model, not a curated record
AAAAACAGAAGAUCAAAAUCGUGAAUGCACUAGCCACAGCAGCCACUUGUUAUCCACCGCAAGUGGUUAAGCACGUGAUUUCUAGGGUUGGCCAGGAAAGUGCGAUUGGCGCACCCUCCCCACUCCACAGAUCAAUCACCAAACACGCACCUCACCAACGCGAAGGUCUUUCGUUCAAACAAUCAGCUAUCUACUAACCGCAGGUUGUUUGAGAGGACGGAAGUCAUACCACAGUCAAGAUGCCUUCAGAAGCCGGUCACCGACUAUACGUCAAGGGACGUCACCUGAGCUACCAGCGCUCUCGUCACACCACCCGCCCUGCUACCAGCCUGAUCAAGAUUGAGGGUGUUGAUGACACCAACGCCGCCAACUUCUAUCUCGGCAAGAAGGUUGCUUUCGUCUACCGGGGCCAGAAGGAGAUCCGCGGCACCAAGAUCCGCGUGAUCUGGGGCAAGGUCACCCGACCACACGGAAACUCCGGCGUGGUCCGCGCCAAGUUCACCUCCCCCCUUCCCACCAAGUCUUUCGGUGCUUCCGUUCGUGUCAUGUUGUACCCUUCGUCGAUAUAAAAAAAGGGCUUCGGGCUGGAGUUGGUAGUGAGGGCGGUUCUCAUUUGGCUGCAUUGGUCGAGGCAAGGAUAAAACAUACGGCCUUGCUUUGAGGCAUUGAAUUCAAAAAAGACGUCAAAUCCCAACCCCCGAAAAGGCUCUGCACACCUGAGCACCUUCGUCUUGAUGAUAUAACUUCAUUCCCCUUUCAUGAAACGGUUGGCGGAACUCGAUCUCGCCCAGGGCAGUCCACUGGGAGGGGCUUCAGCGAUGGAAUACUUUUUGGUGGUUGGGAUUCGGGACCGGUGUUCGACUACGGUCGUGAAUAGGGUAUAAGCGAAUCAUUGAUGAAUGCCAGGUCCAGGGCCUCUAUUACGGCUGUACACAGCGUUCCUGAAAGCUGGAUUGUGAUUUGACUCGUGCGGGGAAGUUUUGAGCCAUGGUCGGCGUCUUAUGAUGAAUCGGAAACUGCUUUUGAAAACAACACUUCACAACAACCUUUGAUGGCUCAACUCGUUCCACAUCCAACGGCUACAGACUCGGAUACCAGCGUCGGGUUGCCUCCAUGUGUCCUAUGUUAUGUGAUACGCUACCGUAUUGUUCGUAAUAUGCCAUAACUUUGUGACCGCAUUCCACUUGCCUACUGCUUCUACCCACCUGCUAACCAUGGUCACAUUGUAUAUCUACGUGAAACAGCAGAGGCCCAUGAUCCAGAUGCUUCCGCCAGAUGCUUCCGCCAGAUGUGGCUCGGCCAAUGUAAUAACGGUAAACUCGGAAACCCAC